Messenger RNA from Plasmodium yoelii, 396 nucleotides. The record is from the annotation of a RefSeq genome assembly. Lineage: Eukaryota; Apicomplexa; Aconoidasida; Haemosporida; Plasmodiidae.
AUGAUUAAUAAUAUAAAAAAAACACAGAGAGGAAAAAUAAAAGGUAAUUUUAAUUUAAAAUUUUUGAAAUUAUAUUGGGGUAUAAUAUCUUUGACUUCUGGAUAUUUAACUAAUAAACAGUUUGAAACUUCUAAAUUUAUAAUAAAUAAAUAUAUAAAAAAAAUAGGUUAUUAUAAUAUAUAUAUACAAUGUAUAAAAUCUAUGACUAAAAAAUCUUUAAAAACUAGAAUGGGUGCUGGUAAGGGUCCUAUUGAGUUAUAUGUGUGUAAAAUAAAAAAAGGAAAAUUAUUAUUUGAAAUUAGUGAGGUUUCUGUGGAUAUUAUUUAUAAAAUUACAAAAAUAUUAUCAUAUAAAUUAAAUUUAAAAUUACAGUAUAUAAAAAAAAUAAUUAAUUAA